AUGGCGGCCGUUGCUUUCCUCACCAGAGGCGCACGCGCGCACUCUCCCAUCUUUCGCACGACUCAAUUACGAUCUCCUAUCCUCCGACUAAGCUCGAUAGCUGCGGAAAGAUCAUUCUCAUCCUAUCUUGUCACCCCCAAAGAGCUCAAGGAAGCUCUCAAACAGAACCCUAUGACUAAGAUCUCUACAGCACCAAGAACGGUCGCAGUAUGUGCUUCAUGGUUCUUACCAAACGACGGACGCAACGGUCUCGAUGUCUUCCGUAAAAAGAGGAUACCUAAUUCCAGGUUCUUUGAUCUAGAUAAGGUUAUCGACAAACACUCCCCUUAUCCACAUAUGCUUCCUUCGGCUUCUGAUUUCGCAAAAGCUAUGAGUGGGUUGGGAAUUCGAAGAGAUGAUACAGUUGUGGUUUACGAUUCUGCGGAGAUUGGAAUAUUUAGUGCGCCAAGAGUAGGAUGGACAAUGAAGGCAUUUGGACAUGAUUCGGUUCAUCUUUUAAACAACUUCAAAUUAUGGGUGGAUGAGGGUUAUCCUACUGAAAGCGGGGAGUUUUGGGACGUCGAUACCUGUGUGUAUCCAAUUCCAGAUUUUGACGGAGCACAAGUGGCGGAAUUCGAAGAAGUUAGAGAUGUGGUUUCGGAUCAGAAUAAGGAGGGUGCUGAGGGCGUACAGAUUUUGGAUGCGCGAUCGGCAGGGAGAUGGAGCGGGAAAGACCCAGAACCAAGAGAAGGAUUAUCAUCUGGACAUAUGCCGGGGAGCAUCUCUGUGCCAAUUACUGAGCUGCUGGAUCCGGUCAACAAAACCUUUUUGCCAGGCGAUCAACUACGGAAGGUCUUUGAGAGCAAGGGCGUUGAUCCAAAUAAGCCAAUUAUCAGCUCUUGUGGUACAGGAGUUACUGCUGCGAUCAUCGAUGCCGCUUUGAGUGAGGCCGGAUAUGGUGACGAGAAGAACAGGAAAAUAUACGAUGGUAGCUGGACUGAAUGGGCACAACGUGUCAAACCGUCGGAUGGACUUAUAAUCAAGGAGGAAUAA
This is a messenger RNA of Glarea lozoyensis ATCC 20868, 1032 nucleotides long. Its product is annotated as Rhodanese/Cell cycle control phosphatase. The record is from RefSeq and is a predicted model, not a curated record. Gene Ontology annotation, cellular component: mitochondrion. The transcript is spliced from 2 exons. Bases 1 to 1032 code for a protein of 343 amino acids. Gene Ontology annotation, biological process: transsulfuration. NCBI's taxonomy places the organism in Eukaryota, Fungi, Ascomycota, Leotiomycetes, Helotiales, Helotiaceae. Gene Ontology annotation, molecular function: thiosulfate-cyanide sulfurtransferase activity.